Molecule: messenger RNA, 7698 nt
Organism: Glossina fuscipes
Lineage: Eukaryota; Metazoa; Arthropoda; Insecta; Diptera; Glossinidae
Exons: 9
Coding region: 332-7450 (2372 amino acids)
Cellular component (GO): nucleus; Z disc
Molecular function (GO): transcription coregulator activity
Source: RefSeq, a predicted model, not a curated record
UCAAGUGGCCAUCAUAAUUAAUUUUGUGAGUUUGUUUUCUUCGUAAGUUUUGCAUGUUUCGCGACAAAAUUACACAAUCGACAUUACAGUGAAAUUUUAUAUAAUCCAAAUGUAUAUACAUACAUAUAUAAGAAUUCAAUAGAACUCAGUUUAAAAUAGUGCUCAGAGUUUAUGUGCGAUUCGAAUUAUUGCCGCCACAAUUGGAGCCUCAGUUUUAUUUAAAAUUUUCUAAGCAAUUUCAUUGAAAAUCGCCAAUUAUUGGUUAUGCAAUUAUUGUGAAUCUUUGCAUCUACGCAUCGCAUUCGAUAAUUUCUUUGCAAUCAGUAUAACAAUGGGCGAUUUAUUUGCGGGCAUUGGUGAUUUAGUGUUUACACUAGUCAUUGGCUAUAUAGGUGCCAUUGAAUUUCUUUAUGUGGUACGUCAUCUUUAUCACUGGUCGUGCAAUCAUGACGAUGAGUUAGGCAUAAAUGACGCCGAACAUUUGGAUCGUUUGCAAGAAAACAUGCGGACUCAGCUGAUUGAUGCAAGUAAUAGAGAGGCCAAUGCCGGAACUAAUGCGAUGAAAGACGGAGUCUUCUAUAAGGAUGGUUUUCGAAUAGAUCCAGGGCAAGAGGAUAUAGACCGGCUAAGUGACGAGUAUCGCAAGAAAGGAGAAAAAGAUGAACAUCGCAGAAAACUUGAAGAAGAGUUAGCGCGACAACAGAAAAUAAAAGAGCAAACACAGAGAGAACUUGAAGAGGCCGAAGCUUUAUUGGCACGACAGCAACGUGAAGAUGCAGAAAAUGCUCGAAAACUUAGCGAAGCGAAAAAGCUUAAGGAAGAAAAACAAGCAGAACAAGAAGCCAUAGAAAAUGAUCGUAAACAUAAGGAAUUAGAAAAACGACGACAAGCAGAGCAGCAAAAGAAAGCCGAGGAAGAAGCACGUAAAAAAGAAGAGUUGGAACGACAAAAAGCGAUAGAGUUGGAACAGCAGCGCCUACGAGAUAAACUCGAGACCGAAGAGAAUUUCAAAAGACUCUUGGCAGCUGAAAAACAAUAUGAAAAAGAUCAGGAACUGGCUGAAAAACAAUUAACUCAUGUUGGCAGUGAUGAACCUAAAGAGGAUGAACCUCACCUGAGUGGUGCAUUAGCGAGAGAACAUGGGGAUGAGAAAAAAGAAGACGUGCUCUUAAAACAAAUUCUAGAAGCUAAAGCUCUAUUAUCGGAAGAGUCUGAUGAUAAUGAAGAAGCUCAACGUCUUUUUCAAAUCGAAAAGGAUCGAGAAUCGAGGCAAAAGCUUAUAGAUCACAACGCUUUGCUUUUUUUGGAAGCUGAAAAGGAAAUGGCUGAGUUGCAAAAACAAAUGUUGGAGGCAGUAGAAAAACGUGAAUUUACACAAAAUCUUGAAAGUGCGCCACAAACGCCAGUAAUCGAAGAACCAUGCGUUAAGAAGAUUAUAAAGCCUCUUAAUACAGAUGAUCCUUUUAAACCGUUAACGCAAACGGUAAAAACUCAGCUGUCCCAAACACAAGAUACACCAUAUUCCGCAACUCCAAAAGCGCUACAUUUUCCAGGAAUAGCUGAUAAUGCUUCCUCUGCAGAAGACAGCAUAAGCCAACAACUACCAAUAAGCGCUCAACCGUCGAAAGAAAUAACCGCCGCUGGCAUUGCCGAACAAUUGCCAUAUUCAGAUAGUGAACGUGAAAGGCCUGAAGGCGAAGACAAUACUUCUCAACAAGAAUAUAGUGAGGAGUAUUUACGUUCUCUCGACGGUAUAAAACAUAGACCCCUUGUGCGUGAGGAUGGUUCAGGACGUCGAAGAGCAUUUAAAAAACGUCGGUCUAGUGGCAGUUCAAACUCGUCUCGUGACUCUCGCACUUCGCGUGAAGAAGAGUUGAAAAUGUUUACUUCUUUAGAGGAAGAAGAAAUGAAAAACAAAGAUGAUAGCGAUUUCACACCUAUAAGGUACACAAGUGAACCUACUUUAAAAGUGAAAGGCCAUCACAGGCGGCAUAAACGCAGUCCAGUUAAGGAUUCGAAAGCGAGUGAAGAGAGCUCAACUGGUUCUUUAGAGCGAUUAGGCGAAGAGACAGUUGAUCCGUGGGGUGAAGUAAUGCAAGCGCCCUAUAAAGAAACGGAAUUUUGGAGAAGAGAGAAAGCAUUUUCCAUAGACGAAGAAGAAAUUGAUUUGGAACGACUCACUUCCAGCGGUGAACAAACCUUUGAGACUGCCACAAAUGUACCAAGCGCAUCUUCGUUUGAGGAUGCCACUCAAACACAGAAUAUAGAAGCUAUAACCAAUUUGCAAAAGCAAACCGGCAAAUCAACAACGGAUGACCGGCAUAUAGAAUCUAUUCAAGAAGAUGCCACAGGAAAAGGCGAAAAAGCAAACGUAACGGAGGAAAGUUCAUCUUCUCCUCAAACUUCUGCUUCCCCUGGCUUAAACCUAAUUCCUCAUGGCGUUGACAUGGAACCCUCAGCCACAACCGUAAGUCCCCCAACUAUUAAAGUACAACCAUCUUCUGAUUUCGGCCCUUGGAGAGAUGAACAUGAUUUGAUUAUGGAGGGCCUAAGCGAUUUUUAUGAUUUUUCCGCUUCAGUUAAUCCAUCCCGUUCAAGAUCAACUUCUAGAAAUCCAUCGGAGGCAAAAUCACCCUGCCCUACACCAAAAGCUAAUUCUCCAAGACCUAAAAAUGUAUCAUUCGACUUCAAUGCUGAAGGCGCCGGCAAUUCGUCCAUAGAGAUCUACGACGAUACAGAUGCCAAUACCGAAAUAACGCCAGAAAAUAUUUCAAAUUUUCUUGAAUCUCUUGACAAAAUUCAAAAGGAAUAUGAAAUAAAAACGCAGAGUGCAGAGUUCAGCAACAUUCCCAAUGAUAAUUUAGAACUAAAGAUUGUACCUAUCGUGAAUAACAUGGACGACAGUAAUGAGAACGAAAUCGGUUCCGACGAUGUCAAUUCUUUAGUUGAAAGUCUAAGAGCCCAACGUUGCAGAUCACGGUCGAGAUCGCGUUCGCCUCUACCUACAGCCGAUAAUAUUCAACGAGGCCUAGAAACACGACGAAAUAAAUUAAUUAAACAUAAUGAAGAAAUUAAAGAGAAACUUAUAGAAUCUCAAAUGUUACCGAAGUCACAAGCUAGUCUUACAGAAGACGAGAGCUUUUCAAAGGAAAGCGUUAAUCUUUUAGUACAAUCGCUGCGCUCAGACAAAAGCAGAUCAAGAUCGCAUUCCCCAUUACCAACCGCUGACAAUAUACAACGUAGUUUGGAACAUCGUCGAAAUAAGCUUAUCCAAAAAAAUGACGAGUUUUAUGAAGCGCUUAUCGCAACAGAAUCCAACAUAUCCCAAAUUAUUAACAUGCCUUGUAUUUUAAUUGAAUCGGCCGAAUCAGUAGACCGCGAAAACGAAAAUUGUUCGUCGCCUCGUUCUGAUACGAAGCCCACGAUAUCAGUAGAAAUUACAGAAACGGCAACAGCCGUUAAUCAGGACGAUGAAGAUUGCUCUCGCGAACAAAUGGAGAAUCUUAUACAAUCGUUACGCAUCGGCAGGAGUCGAUCACGAUCUAGGAGCCCUCUUCCUCCCACAACAGCAGCUGUUGAUAUAAUUGCUGAAAGGAACGAACAAUAUAUCCCCGACAAUAUUGGUGAUCGUUAUAAUUCCCGAUCACGUACUCCAUCACGAUCAUUAUCUCCGGAGUUAGAUAUUAAUAACACUUUAAAUGAACAGCAACAACGUCUUUUAGAUCAAGAGGCUCUCGAGAAACUUAAAAAUGCUUCUGAAGAAAUCGAACUUAAAAUCUUGCCUCCUUUGAACUUUAGUAAUAAAACCAAUGAAGACUUAAGAAAUGAAAAUUUGGAACAUACACCUACUAAUGAGGAAAAAGCCGUUUAUCAAUCCUCAACAACUCCAGAUUAUGAUCGCACUCUGUCAGAAGAAGCAAGGGACGUAGAACGCAUCAAGGCUGAAAUGUUGGCUAAAGGUUUUCGGCGUUCUACGUAUGCAGGAGAAUCAAUGGACUUGGGUAGUGAAUAUGAAUCAUUACGGCGGGAAACAGCGCAAUUUCGACGUUCUUUAAGUCCAACCCCUGAAGAUCCUUUGGCAUAUUCCAGCGCGGCUGAAAAACGUAAAAUUCAGGAUAUAAUUUUGACUGAAUUAAUUGCGUCAGGCGACAGUGACGAAUCCUCUGCGUUAAAAUUUGAAUCAAAUAAAACGGGAGCUAUACCGAAAGUCUAUGACGCGGAUAUAUCAACAACAACAAGGUCUUUAGAUCAAUAUGAAAAAUUGCGCCGUAGAAAUGCUGAAUUUCGACGUUCUGGAAGCAAAAGUCGUUCUCCUUUAGCCGAGGAGCAAUUGCAAGGAUUGGCUGCUAUUGAAGCGGAAGCAGCAAUUAGAGAAUUGAAAGAUAAAAUACUUGACGAAAUUGGUGGCACAUCUGAGAAUUUUAAGGAUUUUUCUCGUCAUUUAAACGUUGAUUUUUUUGAUCAUGAUCGGAGAGCAUCCGAUUCAGCUAUUAUACAGAAGCCUGAUCUAAUGAUUCAACUGCAAGAUCACGAUCCAGAUCUUUUUAUGGAUCCCGAGGAAUACCACCAUUUUCGAAGAUUUUCAUUGUACCAGGAUGAACAGCCAACAGAGGAUUAUCCUAGUGAUGAAUACGUAUACAUUCAACAAGUGGAGAUUCGAACGCAGAGCGGUUCUAGAACGUGGAUUAGCGAGGACUAUUAUGGUGAAGAGAUAGGUACGUUUGAUGUCAACAAUAUUGAACCACCAAGCGAUUACGGCGGAGAAAAAAAACUCCUGAAGUUGCAAGCAAACAAAGAUCUUAAGGUUUCUGAACUUAAUUCUGAAGAUAAUAUAAAUGAAGUUGAGUUGAAGCGUGACAUCCAAUCUGAAAAUGUUUUUCACGACGAUUAUGAAGAAGAUGACACAAAUGGCAGCGAAGACGAAAGACAAACUGUUGUCGAAGUUGAAGAUGAAAUUGACGAGGACAUAUCAGAUUUUAACGAUCGUGGGCCAGCUGAAGAGUCCCAUCAUGAACAAUCUGAAUGCGAAGAGGCCGAAAGAGAGAUGGAUCGCUACGCAAACAGGGACGCUCGCGAUUGGGAGGCGGUGGUCAAUGUAGAUGAUAUUCUGUUAAAUGCCAGAGAAGAAGAAAGUGGAGCAGUUGGCGAUAAUAGUAGCGCUCAGUCGUAUGACUCAGACUCUGUCACAAUUGAUCAAAUUUAUGACGAAGCUGUGAAAAAUCGGAAACAAUCCGGCAUAUUGCGUGACUACGACACAAUCUUACAAGAAAUGUCCAAUAAUUUUAUGAGAAACACUGACGAUGACAAUGACGAGGACGUCUUACCAGCUAAUAUUUGUGGAAUGGAAAAACCAAAGGAUAUUGAAUGUAAACUCAACCCAACGGACAAAGAUUGUAGACAACUAGACGUACAUUACUUGGAUAACGUUUUACACUCUGCGCGAUCGCGCUAUGGUUAUAAUCCAUUACUCGGGACUACCAAAUCUCACAGCAAUGAAGUGGAUGACGGUAUAAAUUACACGCCGAAAAAAGAAUACAAUUGGCGUAAAAAUUUCAAAUUGGACGAUGAUAUCGAUUCGAAAGCAAACGACGACACUAUAAGACACACAUCGCCAGAAAAUGAAAACCAGAUUGUAGAAAAAAAUCAACGAAAUGAAACUGAAGAGAAGCAAUCCGAUAUGAAGCCAUUAGAUUGCGAGGAAAAAAACGUGUGCGAUUUUAAUCAAAGUUCAGAAAAAGAAUUACAUUUCGGAAAUGGUGCGGUACAAGAGGAAAAAUGUAAAGAUUCGGAGGCGAAAGCGAUUAGGCCCUACGUUGACCAGGAGCCAGAAAAACCCAAACAAAAGAAGAAAACAAAAAAAAAAUCAUGUAAGGACACGAAGACUAUCGCUGAAAUUCUUAAUAUGGAUGAAGACGAUUCGGAAUAUCAGGUCACUUACAGUAGACGCAGCAGUAGUAUUCAAUUGGAAACUGACUCACCGAAGCGGAAAUCUCGUUCGCGUCGUAGUUCAAAGAGUAGUCUCUCUAACGAUACUCCUGCCAGUCCAUUCUCGCCCCGAGGUAGUAUUGGCUAUGACUUUGACGAUGCAACAAACGAGACUAUGGAAAACAAAGCAGCUACUAAGAGUAAAAAGACCAAAAAACGUAAGAAAGUUAAGGAUAUCUUUAACGAAACAAUGGAAAGUCAUGCGGAACACAAUGAUGAAUUGCCAAAAGAGGAAAUUCCAAUUGCAAAUGAAACGGAAGAAUCGCACGCGAAUGAAAACCCUUUAAUUGAUUGCCCAAUCGAUAAAACAACGAAUGACUGGAAUGAAGAAAAUGCAAUUGAAACUACGGUGGCUACUGUCGCUGAAUCAGAAAAUCUAUCCAACACGAAUGCACGUCGUAAUGCGCUUGAUACCCUGGAUAUACUGAAGGAUGCAAAUUUCUAUCCUCUCAAAAUGGCCGAUGUCGAGGUUAUGCAAACGACUGUUUCGGAAGUUAAGAAGACAAAAAAAGUGAAGAAAUCUUCUAAACGUCGCGAAUCCGAAGUUCAAAUAACGGAAGUCGAUCAAACCAACGAAGAGAAGGGUGGCGAAUAUACAAAGGCCAUGGACAAGGAUUGGCAUUCCGGUCAUUUUUGUUGCUGGCAAUGCGACGAAAGUUUGACUGGUCAACGUUAUGUAAUACGUGACGAUCAUCCGUAUUGCAUCAAGUGUUACGAAAACGUAUUCGCCAACACUUGUGAGGAGUGCAACAAGAUUAUCGGUAUCGACUCGAAGGAUUUGUCGUAUAAAGACAAACAUUGGCAUGAAGCCUGUUUUUUGUGCUUCAAGUGCCAUUUGUCGCUGGUUGACAAACAAUUCGGUGCUAAGGCCGAUAAAAUCUAUUGUGGCAACUGUUAUGAUGCUCAGUUCGCAUCCCGCUGUGAUGGUUGCGGAGAAGUGUUCCGUGCAGGCACCAAGAAAAUGGAAUACAAGACUAGGCAAUGGCAUGAAAAUUGUUUCUGCUGUUGCGUAUGCAAAAUUGCGAUUGGCACCAAAUCGUUCAUCCCUAGAGAACAGGAGAUCUAUUGUGCCAGUUGCUAUGAGGAAAAAUUUGCUACUCGUUGCAUUAAAUGUAACAAGGUCAUUACUUCUGGUGGUGUGACUUAUAAAAACGAGCCUUGGCAUCGUGAGUGCUUUACGUGCACCCAUUGCAAUAUUAUAUUAGCUGGUCAGCGUUUCACCAGCCGCGAUGAGAAACCCUAUUGUGCUGAAUGUUUCGGUGAACUGUUCGCUAAACGCUGUACAUCGUGUGUUAAGCCCAUAACCGGUAUUGGCGGCACUCGUUUUAUAUCAUUUGAAGAUCGUCACUGGCAUCAUGAUUGUUUCGUUUGUGCCAGCUGCAAGACAACUCUAGUCGGUCGUGGUUUCAUCACCGAUGGACCCGAUAUCAUUUGUCCUGAAUGCGCCAAGCAAAAAUUAAUGUAAAUCUUUCAAAAAAAAAAUAAAGAGAAAAAAAAAUAAAAACAAAGAAAAAAAAAAAAAAGAGAAAGAGAAAAUAAACAGCUUCUAUUAAAUGCAAUGUUGGACGCCAGACCGAAGAGACGCGAACAUGCCAACAGAACAUUAAAAAAAGCGAUAUGUAAUCAAAUAUAGAGCAAUAAUUAAAGCAUAAUUGGAAAUCGAUCGAGAAACAAAAAUUCUAUUAGAUGAGAAACAAAAAAAACAAAAAAAAA